AUGAAAAUAUUUUUCAGACGGGAAGGAAAAGCGCGUGUUUUAGGAUGUGACAUCGACCUGCACCCGGCAGCUUCAUUUGUCUUGUCGGCAUUGGAUUUUCUUCUAAAACGAGCACUAAAAUACUAUGUUGAAAGCGCCAAAGCUAAGAUUGCGGUUCCCGCAAACGCAGGGAUCAAUCAACCGGAUAUUCAACUCCUUGAAAGUCUUUUUGUUGCCAUGGUUCAGGGCCAGCUCUAUGAAGAUACUCCU
Molecule: messenger RNA, 249 nt
Organism: Mesorhabditis belari
Lineage: Eukaryota; Metazoa; Nematoda; Chromadorea; Rhabditida; Rhabditidae
Source: the annotation of a GenBank genome assembly